CAAACAUCAUCAAAACAAGACUUCCCUGGCCUUGGAAGCUCCACCGACCACAUCAAAUAGAAACGGCUCCGCACUUCUACAGUGUACUCUCUCUCUCUCUCUAUUCAUCUCGAGAUGGAGAGCUUACCGACUACAAUGAAAUCAGAAAGGCGAUGGAGAUCUAAGCCUCUCCAGACCUCCAAACCCUCGCUCCUAAUGGCCUUCUUCUCUUGCCUCGCUUGGCUCUACGUUGCUGGCCGAUUGUGGCAAGACGCCGAGAACAGAAAAGUACUUACUAAUCUUCUUUACAAGAACUCACUCCAGAGACCCAAGAUUCUUACAGUUGAAGAUAAGCUUACAGUUCUAGGAUGCAGAGAUUUGGAGAGGAGGAUUGUGGAAGCUGAGAUGGAAUUGACUUUGGCAAAGAGUCAAGGGUACCUCAAUAAACAAUUGCAGCAAAGUGGGUCUUCUUCUGGAAAAAGGCUUCUUGCUGUUAUUGGAGUUUAUACUGGAUUUGGUAGUCGCUUGAAGCGAAAUGUGUUUAGAGGGUCUUGGAUGCCAAAAGGUGAUGCCUUGAGAAAACUUGAAGAAAGAGGAGUGGUCAUACGUUUUGUAAUUGGUCGGAGUGCUAAUCGAGGUGAUAGCUUAGAUCGCAAUAUCAAUGAGGAAAAUCGCUCAACAAAGGAUUUCUUGAUUCUAGAAGGUCAUGAGGAGGCUCAAGAAGAGCUUCCCAAGAAAGCAAAGUUCUUCCUCAGUACUGCAGUUCAAAAAUGGGAUGCAGAUUUUUUUGUAAAAGUUGAUGACAAUGUAGACCUUGAUCUUGAGGCGUUAAUUGGACUUCUUGAACAUCGUCGUGGUCAAGAUGGUGCAUACAUUGGGUGUAUGAAGUCAGGAGAUGUGAUAUCUGAAGAGGGAAAGCCUUGGUAUGAACCUGAUUGGUGGAAAUUUGGUGAUGAGAAAUCUUACUUCCGACAUGCAGGCAGUGCUCUUAUAAUACUCUCCAAGAAUUUAGCUCAGUAUGUUAACAUAAACAGUGCAUCUCUGAAGACUUACGCUCAUGAUGAUACAUCAGUGGGUUCAUGGAUGAUGGGUCUCCAAGCAACUUACAUAGACGACAAUCGCCUUUGCUGCAGUAGCAUUAGACAAGACAAGGUGUGUUCCCUGGCUUGAUCAGAGGAGAAGGCUUCUUAUCUGAAAAAUAUGUCCACUUUCCGAAAUGGUCCAUUCAUUCAUUCGGCAAGUUUCACAUGAGCAACAUCAUUGCUUUCAGAACAUCAUGUCUGCACAUAUCUGUGAGAGAAUUUUCUUGGAUCAGGUGGCAACAGUUUUUUAUAGGAAUACAUGUUUACCUAACUGUUCUAUCAUCUCUUGUUGGUACCAGCUGUAGUGGUAGCUGGAUGCUCGUGUAUAAAUUUGAUGAAAUAAUCGAUGUUUUGUUUUUAGUCUACAGGAUAGCUUCUUCAUUUAGCUUUUGUUUCCUACAAGCUAUGCCUGUGCAUUCUUUCCCGGAGUAAAUCCAGAGUUGAGCAUUGUUUGGUGUUGCAUAAUUUAAUUAAUUUGUUAAUUUCCCAA
Messenger RNA from Quercus lobata, 1551 nucleotides. RefSeq names its product hydroxyproline O-galactosyltransferase HPGT3-like. The transcript is spliced from 13 exons. Gene Ontology annotation, molecular function: galactosyltransferase activity. Lineage: Eukaryota; Viridiplantae; Streptophyta; Magnoliopsida; Fagales; Fagaceae. The coding region runs from base 115 to 1149 and encodes 344 amino acids. Gene Ontology annotation, cellular component: Golgi membrane. The record is from RefSeq and is a predicted model, not a curated record.